GCUCCCCUUUAGCGUUUGGUGAGCGCCGCGGCCGCGCGCUUCAGGCUUGAGCGUUGCGAGCGGCCCCCUUUAGGCAGGGACAGGAGCUGCCUUUGGCAAGGAAGAAGGAGCUCGGGCAGCGAGGAGAGCGCCGCCGCCGCUGCCUCUCUCUCCCUCCCUUCCCCACCCCCGCUUCCUCCUCAGCAUGGUGUUCGCCCAGCAACAGCAGCCGGAGCCACCGCCGCCGUCUCGGGCUUGAGCCACACGCCGCCUUGCGAGGCUUGCGCUAGAUCACUCCUUGCUUUCUGAGGUCUCCUCCUUCUUCCCUCCUGGCGAAGAGGGGCCGAGGCAGCAGGGCUGGUUGUCGGCCCCCAGCCCCAUUUCAGGACUGCGGUGCAUGUUCGCUCCCUGCGAGUGCGUGAGGCGAGGUGGCAGGAGGACCAUGAAAAUGAUCCGGUUCCGGAGCUCCAGCAUCAGGUCUUUGAGCCAGGAGAUGAAAUGCACCAUCCGGCUGCUGGACGACUCCGAGAUCUCCUGCCAUAUCCAGAGAGAGACCAAGGGUCAGUUUCUCAUAGAUCAUGUUUGCAAUCAUUACAGUUUGCUGGAAAAAGACUACUUUGGCAUUCGCUAUGUGGAUCCUGAAAAGCAAAGGCACUGGCUCGAGCCCAACAAGUCUAUCUCCAAGCAAAUGAAAUCUCAUCCGCCAUAUACCAUGUGCUUUAGAGUGAAAUUCUACCCACAUGAACCCCUGAAGAUUAAAGAAGAGCUCACCAGGUAUCUUUUAUAUCUACAAAUUAAAAGAGAUAUUUUCCAUGGCCGUUUGCUGUGUGCAUUUUCUGAUGCUGCCUGCUUAGGUGCAUGCAUUGUCCAAGCUGAGUUUGGUGACUAUGAUCCUGAUGAACACCUGGACAAUUAUGUCAGUGACUUUAAGAUUUUCCCCAAACAAUCCCAAAAGCUGGAAAGAAAAAUAGCUGACAUACAUAAAUAUGAAUUCAGGGGUCAGAGUCCAGCUGUUGCUGAGUUUAAUUUAUUAUUGAAAGCACAUUCUUUAGAAACCUAUGGCGUUGAUCCCCAUCCUUGCAAGGAUUCAACAGGGACCACAACAUUUUUAGGAUUCACAGCCACAGGUUUUGUUGUUUUCCAGGGAAAUAAAAGGAUACAUUUGCUAAAAUGGUUUGAUGUCUGUAAAUUCAAGUUUGAAGGAAAGACAUUCUAUGUGAUUGGAAUUCAGAAGGAGCAAAGGGGCAGAAGGCUAGAGCCUCACCAAGAUAUAUCAUACCCCUACCCUGAGGAGGAAGAAGGGGACCUAGAAAAACCAGAAGGCAUCCAGAUUCAGUGCUGGAAAAAGGCUAUGUUGUCAUUUCAUACCUCUACACCAGCAGCCUGCAAACAUCUUUGGAAGUGUGGAGUGGAGAACCAGGCUUUUUACAAGUAUGCAAAAUCAAGCCAAAUAAAGACAGUGUCCAGCAGCAAAAUAUUUUUUAAAGGCAGUAGAUUUCGAUACAGUGGAAAAGUUGCCAAAGAGGUUGUUGAAGCAAGUUCUCAGAUCCGGAGGGAGCCCCCGGAAGUGAACAGAACCAACAUUGCUCAGAGUCACAGCUCUCAUUCUUUGAAUAAACAGCUCAUAAUUAAUAUGGAGCCUCUGCAACCUCUCCUUCCAUCCCCACAUGAUCAGGAAGAGGUUCUCUCUGAUGAAGGGGAAGACCCUGCCAUCAAUUCCCACCUGGUCCAGCAUGACCCCAUCCCUGUGUUCGUUCCUGGAAGCCUGGCAGCUUGGGAAUCUGGUUCCUUCUCCGUACCACAUGAUUCACCCUCCUGUGUUCGUGCCCCCAGGUCUCUCGGUAUCCAACUGCCGAAUGAAGAAGAUGUUAAAAUACCUAUGAUAUCCAGCUGUCCUGUUAAGGAGGCAGAUGAUAGUUCAGAUCUUUCUAUCGAGGAUGAAGAGAAAAUUAAGGAAGAACCUCUAACAAUCUCAGAAUUAAUGUACAAUCCAAGCACCAGCUUGCUCCCUACUCCUGUUAAUGACGAGGAGAUUGACCUGCUUUUUCAAACCUCUCCAAGGGCAGAGAAUGAAAAAGAAGAUACAGAUUCAUUUGAGGAACUGGAGGCAGAUGAAAAUGCAUUUUUGGUUGCAGAGGAAGAGGAGCUGAAAGAAGCUAGGAAAGCACUUAGGUGGAGCUAUGACUUCUUGAUGGGCAACAUGAAGAUAAAUGCUGUUGUGAAGAGUUUUUCCAAACUACUUCUUGUUGGACUUGGAAUAUUGCUGGUUGUUUUCCCUCUUCUGCUUGUUCUCUUGGAAUCAGACCUUGAUAUCUCCUUCCUCCAUGAAAUACGCCAGACUCCAGAGUUUCAGCAGUUUCAUAUUGAAUAUUACUGUCCUCUUAGACAGUGGAUGGCCUGCAAAAUAGACUUUGUUGGCCACUUGUUGGGCAGCUCUUAAACACUAAGAAUAUGUGACAUGACUAAGGGCUAUAUUCAAAACUAGUGAAGUUCUGUCAGUACUAGGUGCUCAUAAGCAUAUUUAAGGCCAUCAUGAAGUAGUUCUUCAUUUUUGAUCCAUAAUAGACUUUGAAGUUCUUGGUUUCCUUUUCAUAAUUUAAUGAUUGAUUUAACUACAAUAUUUAACUACAAUAUUUAACUUUCAAUAACCAAAAAGCAGUUUGAUUUCCUUGUUUGCCUGUUUUUAUUCAAUGACUGAAUACAACAGAAAUUUAUCAUCUCUAUCAUUACAAGCCAUGAUGUGCUAAAUAUAGCAGCAAACAGAGGGUGAUGUUUUUGAAUAUACUCCUUAGUAAAACAAUCUUUACUAACCAAUGCCUAUACAAACAAUGUUCAUUGCGGGGUUUUUCUUUCUUGGUUUGAUUUUUCAUUAAAAAAUAUAUUUUUAUGUGUUUACAAGAUUUUGGUAAAUUUUGAGCAAAGACAACUUGAAGAUUUAAGUGUAUAGAUUACAAAAAUAAAUGCACAACGGCAUGUCGUGGAUUUUUAAAACGUUUUAGCAACUUUUUUUUAAUUGAAGAAUGAGGUUCUGAGAGAUCUGCACAAGAUGGCAAGCAAUUUAGAGGGAAAGUAGGCAAGGCCUACUUGAUUGAGUUGAAAUGUCACUCGAUCCUCAAAUAUCAUGUUUCUGAUGGCCAAACUACACAUUACAAAGCAAACAUGGAAUUGCUUUAUAAUGGUAAUAUAGAGGUUAUUUGCAGGGGAGAAUUCACUGGCAGCAGGAAAUAUUUAAGCUUUCUUGUACCCACUAAUUCUUCCUUGUACUAUAGCCAUUUUUCAACUGUCACUCUUUGGUAGGUUACAAGACUAGAAGAAGCCCAGCUCCCUAGAGGGAAAAUGUGCAGGGGAGACUAAGUAGGUACAGGAAUGGUUGCGCACUUUCUUCAGUCUGUUGAUUCUGCCCAGCAAAUCCACCUUAUCCCUGCAAGCAAUCCCCUUUCCAAGCACAUGUUAGCUAGUAUAAUGUGUAGUUCUGCCUGGGCAGUUCUAAAGCUGAAGAGAGGUGAGUACUUUUUAUAAGGGGGCAAUUCAGUUUUUCCUGUGGUUUACCAGUUCAGGUAGUGGUAAUGAAAGGUCUUUGCAAGGCAGCGCAAGUAUAGUCUGUAAGAGGUUUAGGGAAUUAUGAUUAACUGUAGAUUGUUGUACAUAACACAGAAAUGUGGAUAUCAAAAAAACAAAAACAAAAAAGUCUAGAUAGACUUACUUAAAUAUGUAGAAGUGAAAAAUACACUAGUUUCUAAAAACAGAGACGGUCUUCGUGGAAAGCAUCCUACCCCCUGAAUCCCAAGCAUUUGAAGAUAAAUUUCUUAGUAGCUGAUUCCAUUCAUUAUUCUUUCAUCAUGGUACAUCCCAAAGUUUCUUAGUUGUUGAUUCUAUUCAUUACUGUUUUAUCAUUAUAAAUGCUGAGUCACCAUUUUACAUUAUUAUUUCUUGUGCAUGGUAACUCUCUUACCUAAUAUAAGUGGCAAUGGAUGCACAUGGUUUAUUUGUAAAUGUGUCCCUAUGACAGUGGUGUGUAGUUAUCUUUGUUGUCUUGAUGUGCUGGGGAUUUUGUUCAUGUGUAGCUCCAAGUACUUCUAAGAGGCUAUAAAUGCAUAAAACCUCAUGUGUGUAGAAAAGAUCAGUAUGAUCCAGUGCCCAAUUUUGAAAAACAAAUAUUUUGUAUUCUUCGGUUUGGAUUGCCUUACUCUUUAUCUAACUGUAUCAAUUGCAGGACUCUUGGCCAACAGGUUUUCUUCUGCCUGUACUAAAAAACAUGACUUUAUUUGCAUUAUUGCUGUAAGAAUUGCUUCUAUUUAUGAUUUACAUGGAAUUUAUGAGUGUAUAAACUAAUUUUUAUCAUUUAACCUCACAACAACCUCUUGAGGUGAGUUCAUAAUGUUGUGAAUAAUUUAACCAGCUAUUUCAUCCAUGAAGGGUGUGAAUCAUGUUUAACAUGUGAAAGCAAAUGUACAGCACAAUCUAGGCCUCUGAUGAGCAUGAUUAAGGCCUUCUGAUUCUUAAAUAACCCAUAUGUGCUUAACUGCACAUCAGAUUGUGCCAGUAAUUUGUCCAAUGUAGAUUUAGUAAUGCUGAGUUGGGGAAACACUGAGCCCUUGAUUCAGAGCUCUAAUGGAGCACCAUGUAUAUUUUGGAGCUCCCACGCAUGCAAGUAGCUGUUGAAUCAUGAUGGAAGUCUUCAAUUUAUUUCCUCUUUUUAUCAAGUUGGCUACUUUGGAAAAUUUUGGCUAGUCCCCUUUGCUUGUUCUUCAUGUCUUAAAAGGUAUUUGGUACCUUUUUAUAAUAACUUGUUUCAACAAUAACUAUAUGAACAGUUCUCCUGUGUCUAAGGUUGGUUCAGAUCAUUUAUAGCUCUACCUUUAAGGUUUUAUCUUCAAAUCCUGCCUUUCCUAAAUCAACAGUUCCCUUGCGAAUAAUUGCUAAUCAAGUGUUUGGUGCAUAUUUAAUACUUUUACAGCUCCUAGCUGAAUCCUUUUAAAUCCAUUUAGGAGACAUCUGUCUUGGUUUCCAAAACAAAGAUAACAAUCACCUGUAUUUUAGGCACUAUGGUUAUAGAAGAUGGCAAUACAGACUUUGCAUAUAGUGUACUAAAAAUAAAAUGAAGUUCUAUUCUGGGUCCUAUAGAAAUAGAUAAAUAGAGACCUAAAUUUACUGAGCCCCAUAAUUAUAAUCAAUUAGACCUCUGGGUUCUAAAAUGUAGUCUUGUCAAUGUCAUAGAGCUCCAGAAUCAUUAGGAGCAUUGAUUUGAUUUGAUUUGAUUUGAUUUGAUUAGGGAAGGGUUGAGUUGCAUGAGGAACAGAUUACCUCAGAGAAUGGACUGUGCAAUAAGAAUGCAUGUAGGGGUAGAUGCAAAUGCAUGUACAUGAUUGUACAGAUGCAUAUACACAUUUUUGAUCCUUUACAGCUUUCCUAGGUUGAAUUCUGUUGAAUAAUGAGCACAUCUUUUCUAGAUAACACCUUUUGUACAUAACAGAUAAAGCUGAUAUGAAGCUGGGGAAGAGUGUGUAUAUAAUCAACAGUAUGUACUGCAUAGACCGAAACAAAGUCUUGUCUCCAGUACUGGAAAUGUCUGGCAUAUGAAGAGCCCAUAGGUACAGUAUUGUGUAUUUUUGUUUGUGCUUAGAAUAUUGUAAAACAUUAUGUACUUGAAAUCAAUUUUGUGAUUUGUCUAAUAAUUAUAAACACAACUCUGGGAAGAAUUAAAUAGGGUUUAUUUCAUGAAAUGCAAACACAAAAAAACUAGGCAAAAAGGUACCUGUAAACUUGAGCCUUAUCUUUGUAAAGUUCACAUUUCUAUGUCAACAUCUUGAUUGUUUUAUAUGUUAAUAUAAUGACAGGACUCCCUAAUAAA
This is a messenger RNA of Rhineura floridana, 5830 nucleotides long. RefSeq names its product FERM domain containing 3 (gene FRMD3). Gene Ontology annotation, cellular component: cytoskeleton. Gene Ontology annotation, molecular function: cytoskeletal protein binding. NCBI's taxonomy places the organism in Eukaryota, Metazoa, Chordata, Lepidosauria, Squamata, Rhineuridae. The coding region runs from base 377 to 2419 and encodes 680 amino acids. The transcript has 16 exons. The record is from RefSeq and is a predicted model, not a curated record.